This is a messenger RNA of Solanum stenotomum, 1831 nucleotides long. RefSeq names its product UDP-glycosyltransferase 91C1. The transcript has a single exon. The record is from RefSeq and is a predicted model, not a curated record. The coding region runs from base 182 to 1606 and encodes 474 amino acids. Gene Ontology annotation, molecular function: UDP-glycosyltransferase activity. NCBI's taxonomy places the organism in Eukaryota, Viridiplantae, Streptophyta, Magnoliopsida, Solanales, Solanaceae.
GUUCAGUAUUAGGGUCUAACUGAAUUCAAAUUCGUAUAAUAAAGUCACAUAUUUGAGGUAAAGCUUCUCUAUGAAAGGCCACUUCAUAUUCAGGAUCGAAUAUGAGAUCUCUGGUUAAGGACGAUGAAAUACUUAUAAAUUAAGAGGUUAUUUGUUCUUUCAAUAGUCCUAACUUCCUUCAAUGGAGAAUGAAAAAGAAAGACUUCAUGUAGUGAUGUUUCCAUGGCUAGCCAUGGGACAUAUCAUACCUUUUUUUCAUCUAUCCAAGUGUUUAGCUCAAAGGGGCCAUAGAGUCACCUUCAUUUCAACUCCAAGAAACAUUGAAAGAGUAGUUAAUAAAGUUCCCUCUGAUCUUGCUCCCCUGUUGCAUAUUCUGAGUUUUCCUUUGCCUAAAGUCGAAAACUUGCCGAAUGAUGCAGAAUCAUCAAUGGACAUACCUUACCAAAAAGCUCAGUUCUUGAAGAUUGCUUUCGAUUUGCUGGAAAUCCCACUAACUAAUUUUCUUGAAAGUUCAUCUAAUCCCAAACCAGAUUGGAUUGUCUAUGACUAUGCUUCUCACUGGCUACCUCAAAUUGCAGGCAAAUUAGGCGUUUCUCGCGCUUUUUUUAGUCUCUUUACUGCUGCAACUAUGUCCUUUUAUGGACCUCCUUGGGCUUUGUUAAAUGAUGAAAGGUCAAUCCCUGAGGACUAUACAGUUAUUCCAAAAUGGAUUCCUUUAGAAACGAAAGUCGUGUAUAGGCUGCACGAGAUUAAGAAGAAUUUCGAAGCACCAGCUGAUGAAUCAGGUACCUCUGAUGGAGUCCGAUUCGGUGCUUCAAUUUAUGGAAGUGAUGUUAUCUUGUUUAGAAAUUGUGUUGAGUUCGAACCCGAAUGGUUCAGCUUGGUUUCUGAGCUUUAUCAAAAACCUGUAAUAUCCAUUGGUGUUCUUCCUCCAUCUGUAGUAGAAAAUGAAAAAUUCGACAGCAAUGAUACGACGUGGUUAGGAAUCAAGAAUUGGCUAGCUAAGCAAAAUCAAGAUUCUGUUGUUUAUGUUGCACUUGGAACUGAAGCAACACUAAAUCAAGAAGAGCUGAAUGAGCUAGCUCUGGGGUUAGAAAAAUGUGGAUUACCAUUCAUUUGGGUAUUAAGAGAUCAGCCAAUACAUAAUCAAGAAGAUUCGCGCAUUCAGCUUCCUGAUGGAUAUGAAGACAGAGUCAAAAACAGAGGUGUAAUCUACAAAGGAUGGGUACCACAGACAAAGAUACUAAGCCAUUCGUCAGUUGGCGGAUUCUUGACUCAUUGUGGAUGGAAUUCGGUCAUAGAAGCGCUAUGUUUUGGGCGGGUUUUGAUUAUGUUCCCGGUGUUGAAUGAUCAAGGAUUGAAUACAAGGUUGUUGCAAGAGAAAGGAGUUGGUGUAGAGAUACCAAGAAAUGAAAAAGAUGGUUUUUUUACUAGUGAUUCAGUGGCUGAAGCUGUGAAGUUUGGUGUGGUGAGUGAAGAGGGUGAGUUGUUGAGAGCUAAUGCAAGACAAAUGAGUGGUUUGUUUGGAGAUAGGAAGAGAAAUGAAGAACUUAUUGAUGAUUGUGUUGGUUAUUUGAUGGAAAAUAGGAUAAGCAUAUCUAAAUAGAUAUGUCCACAAUAAUGAGAGUUAAAUAGAAGCGGGAAUCUUAAUUGCCCAAUUGAUUGACUAUCUAAUGUUUAUCUGGGUUCGAUUCCUUACCUUGCAAUCUCGUCUUCUGUUCCCCAAAAAAGGAGUUAAAAUGGAAGAAGUCGCAAUCGAAUUUUUAUUUUUUUUCUGUCAUAUUACACCUUGUUUGGGUGGUUGUUACCGGUUGGGUUGUAUUGUAUUGUA